Pectinophora gossypiella (pink bollworm) is the source of this 1500-nucleotide messenger RNA. It is a transcript of the gene Cyp303a1, whose product is annotated as probable cytochrome P450 303a1. Lineage: Eukaryota; Metazoa; Arthropoda; Insecta; Lepidoptera; Gelechiidae. The transcript is spliced from 3 exons. The record is from RefSeq and is a predicted model, not a curated record. Bases 1 to 1500 code for a protein of 499 amino acids. Gene Ontology annotation, molecular function: oxidoreductase activity, acting on paired donors, with incorporation or reduction of molecular oxygen; iron ion binding; monooxygenase activity.
AUGUGGUUAGCAGCGCUAGUAGUAUUGUUAGUGAUCUGCUUAUUCCUCUAUUUGGACACAAUCAAGCCAAAAAAUUUUCCGCCAGGGCCAAAAUGGAUCCCCAUUUUUGGUUGUGCUAUCGAAAUCUACAAACUCCGGGAAAAAUCUGGAUAUUUGUACAAAACAGUCAAAGAGUUAUCAGAUAAAUAUUGUAAAAAUGGUCCGGUACUCGGUAUCCGGAUUGGAAAAGACAGAAUGGCCAUGGUUAAUACUCUUGAAGCGAACAAAGAAAUGCUUUUUAACGAAGAUAUAGACGGAAGACCUAAAGGUAUUUUCUACCAAACAAGAACGUGGGGAAUGAGAAGAGGUGUUCUUCUCACAGACGGUGAACUCUGGAAAGAACAGAGACGAUUUCUGUUGAAACACCUUAAAGAGUUUGGAUUUGGUCGUAGAGGAAUGGCAAACAUUGCUCAAUUAGAAGCCAUUCAUAUGGUGAAAGAUGUCAUGUCGCAAAUAAACUUGAACAAUAACGGGUCUGGAAAUAUCCAGAUGCACAAUUUCUUCAACACUUACAUCUUGAACACUUUAUGGACAAUGAUGGCUGGUCUACGAUAUGAAGCUUCCGAUCCACAAAUGCAGGUACUUCAAGCAAUGUUAUUCGAUUUGUUUAAAGCUAUUGAUAUGGUUGGGACAGCUUUUAGUCAUUUUCCUAUACUAAGCAUAAUUGCUCCUACUGCUUCGGGCUACAAGGACUUCAUGCGGAUACAUAAGAGAAUAUGGCGUUUUCUUCGUGAAGAAAUAGGUAGGCAUAAGGAAAACUUUGACCCUGAGAAAGAAGACAAGGAUUUUAUGGACGUGUACUUGAGGGUUCUGAAGGAGAACGGAGAAGUGGAAUCAUACUCGGAGGGUCAGCUAGUGGCGAUGUGUAUGGACAUGUUUAUGGCGGGAACUGAAACAACUAGCAAGAGUAUGAGUUUCUGCUUCAGUUACAUGGUUAGAGAGCAACAUGUGCAGAGGAAGGCUCAAGAAGAGAUCGAUCGUGUUGUAGGAAGAGACCGGAUGCCUUGUUUAGACGACCGAGUUAACUUGCCUUAUAAUGAGGCUGUAGUGUACGAAUGUAUCCGUCACUUUAUGGGACGUACUUUUGGUGUCCCUCAUCGGGCUUUGAAAAACACUACGCUUGCUGGGUACUUCAUACCAGAGGACACAAUGGUCGUCAGCAACUUCACCAAUAUCUUGAUGGACGAGAACAUGUAUCCUGAUCCAAUGGCUUUCAAUCCUGAGCGGUUUCUAUCAGAUGGGAAGCUCUGUCUACCUGACUACUACUUCCCAUUCGGGCUGGCGAGACAUCGGUGCAUGGGAGAAGUGUUGGCAAAGUGCAAUAUUUUCGUCUUUACCACUACAAUGCUGCAGAGGUUUUCUUUCCUGCCAGUACCUGGAGAGCCACCGUCCUUGGACCACGUCGACGGGGUAACGCCUUCAGCGGCGCCUUUUAAAGCUGUCGUGUUGCGAAGAAUGUGA